Messenger RNA from Tricharina praecox, 1127 nucleotides. RefSeq lists its product as uncharacterized. Gene Ontology annotation, biological process: regulation of protein localization; endosome organization. Gene Ontology annotation, cellular component: endosome; BLOC-1 complex. The record is from RefSeq and is a predicted model, not a curated record. The coding region runs from base 270 to 881 and encodes 203 amino acids. NCBI's taxonomy places the organism in Eukaryota, Fungi, Ascomycota, Pezizomycetes, Pezizales, Pyronemataceae. The transcript is spliced from 4 exons.
UUCCCUCCUCUCCGUUUCCUCCAGUCGGCCAGUCAGGUUGUUUGUCUCUCCGUCCAGCUAUUCACCCACGGGCUGUUGAUCUCUCCAUUCUCCAGUGUUUUCGUUCUGCUCGGAUUGAGGGCUGUUUCUGUGCAGUCGGUCAGUUGAAGAAGAAGAGGAAGAAGCAAGCAACCCCAGAAGCUACUAGUAGCAAGCAAGCAAGCCAGCACCAAUUCGCCGAAUCCCGAAUCCCAGCACAAACCUAAACCCCCCCUCCCCCAAUCGCCUCCAUGAGUUCACACCACUACUCGCACCGCGCACCACCGCCGCCUUCAUCACGUCCUCGCGCGCCCAGCUACACUGGCCUUCCGCACGACCACCACGUCCUCCCAAAACCGCACCAUCACCACCACCACGCACACACUCCUUCCUCCGGCUCUCCCGGCGACAACAGCUACAUUCCCUACACGGCCUCGUCACCAACCUCAUCCUACGGCCGCGCCGCCAGCAUCAGCACGUCUUCCAUCUCGAGCUCCAGCUAUGCCGGUAGCGCCGAGGAUGAGAGCUUGGCUGGUGGGGAGGUCGACAUGGUCGACAUGCUGACGCAGCGACUGGCUGGCGCCUUCGAUCCGCUGCAAUUGGAUCGCAGUUUGGCCAUGCAAGCUCAGACGUCCGGUAUGCUCAACAGUAAGACUCGGGAGCUCAUCGCACUGCAGGAGGAGGCUCAGGCACGGCUCGCGGAGACUCGUAGGAGCUUCGUCGAGGGCAUGAAGAUCGCAAAGGAAGUCAAGGCGGACCUGGACUAUGUGCACCGCAAAGUCAGGGUUCUGAAGCAAAAAACGGAACGGAAAUAUCCGGUAGAAUACAAUAUGGCACGUGAUCGAAUCCCGCCGCCAUCAUGAACAGAUCACAGAUCGACGGCAACGGGAUGGCGGACGGGAACGCACCUUCCCGCGGAAGGUUCUUUUUCUUUGUUUUGCAGUUUGGAUUUGGGCCGGUGGGUAGGGUGUUUCUUGGCUCCGGCGCAUGGGCUUUCCGCUUGUUGUUUUUCGGAGUCGAUGUUUUGUCUGCUUCUGCUGCUGCUGCUUCUGCUGCUUCUGUUGCUACAUACCACGUUUUUCUGUGCUUGCGAUGAUAUUUACUUGGCU